CAUCGUAUCGAUCUUGUGCUUUGACGUUGACCGAUGUCUGAUUCUGAGGCUGAGAUUGCCUCAAUGCUCGACCCCACCGAUGUUCGAGAUCCAGAUGAGAACAGUCAGGACAUGCCCGCUGCAGGCUCUUCAACUCAAAUCCCUAGGAAUGGCAAUAACAAUUGGCGAGGUACGAAUCAGUACAAGCAUCGCCCACCAAUAGGAGAUGAAACUGUGCACCAAGCAUUGCUUGACUAUCAUCGUAGAAAUAUCACGGAUAAGAGAACCAUAUCGGAAUUGCUAAAAUCUGACUACGGUAUUACACUCAGUGCAUCUUCUGUAACACGCCAUAAAUCUCAUUGGAGAAUCAAAGCCAGUCGAGUCACAACUGCAACCAUGCCUGAGAUUGACAAAAGGCAGGCAGUAUUUGAUGAGAUGGCCAAGGAUCCAAAUGGCCAGCGCGGGCCUCGUAUAAUCAAGGAGCGGAUAGCGUUAGACCAGGGAAUACACUUAACCAGACUGUAUGUGGAAAAUACUAUGCGCGCUCAGGAUCCCGAGGGUUUUCAGUCGCGUGAACCAGCAUCCAAAAAAAUUUCCCGCAGCGUUCUCAUCUGUAUCGGCCCUCAUCAAGAAUGGAGUGGUGAUGGUCAUGAUAAACUUGCUGGAAUCGGCUUUCCUAUAUGGGGUGUUCGAGAUGUAUGGAGCGGGAAGUGGCUAGGUUUAUGGGUGGUCCCAAAUAACCGCCUAAAAGAUUCCAUUGCAUAUCUAUUUCUAAAACUUGUGCAUGAGUAUGGAGGUAUACCGGUACAGAUGACAACUGAUUGUGGAUCGGAACUAGUAUCAGUUUACGGAUUUGCAAAUGCAUUGAGAGAGGCAUUUGUGAGCGACCUUCCAAUCGAGGAGCUUGCUGCACACCGAUUUCUCCAGAGCAUUCACAAUAUUACGAUUGAGCGAGGAUGGUUGCGGUUGAGGCUGGAGUGGGGAGAAAAUGUCAAAAUAUUCUGGGACGCUGGUAGCACAGUGUACAAUUCUGAAGACUCAAAGCAUUAUGACCUGGCACGUUGGCUGUGGUCAACACUCAUACAGACCGAAUUGGACCACCUACGAGAUGCGUUCAACAACCAUCGUGUUCGCAAAGAUCGCGGCAAAGCUUUACCAAGCGGUUUAGCACCAAAUGUCUCAUUUUCAUUGUAUGAAAAAUAUGGUGGUGAAAAUGGACUCCUACCAGUUGAUUGUACCAUAGUCAAACAGCUCAUGGAGAACAUUGGGGGUGAGGAUCUCAUAAGAUUUGUGAGUCGGGAUUAUGCUGCCAAAGCACAAGCAGUGUUCGUGGACCAGCUAGGUAAUCCGAAGCUUACCAUGACAAAUGUUUGGGAUAUUUUCCAGGAAAUGCUUCCAUGUAUAUGAUAUUGUACCAAUUAUUUUAUUGUUAGUUAAUGUAUAUAAAAGAGCGAUAAAUAAAAGUAGAGACAACACACAAAUGAACCCUCGAAA
Molecule: messenger RNA, 1473 nt
Organism: Lentinula edodes (shiitake mushroom)
Lineage: Eukaryota; Fungi; Basidiomycota; Agaricomycetes; Agaricales; Omphalotaceae
Exons: 7
Coding region: 34-1386 (450 amino acids)
Source: RefSeq, a predicted model, not a curated record